Oryctolagus cuniculus (rabbit) is the source of this 14023-nucleotide messenger RNA. The record is from RefSeq and is a predicted model, not a curated record. Lineage: Eukaryota; Metazoa; Chordata; Mammalia; Lagomorpha; Leporidae.
UAAUCUGGAUAGCCACGUGGUCUCCCCUGCCCGUCAGGAGAUAAGAGUCCUUCAGAAUCCAUAUGCUUCUAGAUUUCUGCCUCUGCAGACAGGGCCUCUCUUCUCCUUGUCCCCCACAGCGGUUGCCUGGCACAGUCGGGGCGCUCUCCGAACACGUUGCUACCAGGCCCCACACAAGCCUGAUUCUAGCCUCAUCUCAGGGGAUGCCCUGGGGGCACUUCUGGUUUUCAAAGGCUUCCCCAAAUGAUUCUAAAGUGCAGCCAGUUAGGAAGUGCUGGUUUACACCGUGCACCUGUUGCAUCUUUUCAUGUCGACCAAAAUGUGGAGCCUCACGCUCUUCCUUAAAUCCACACAAAUAACCAUUCACCCAAGGGAAUGUGUAUGUUGAAAAAAGGCUUUGGGGAGCCAGAGGACUUGUCUCACAGCAGCAUAAGCAAGUGACAGUUUUAAAGUAGGAAUCGUGGGCCUAAGAAGUCCCUUGGUCAUUUUCUCAGGCGAGUUCCAGUCUUCCAUCCUGUUCCUCACUUUUCCUUUUUCCUCCAUCUACUCCUCUCCGCUCUGCCCACCUCACAACCCUAAAGUCUUGUUCAAUGAUACCACACAAUGUUAAACUCUCUCCUCCCUUUCCCUGGCUCCUUCCUACUCAUGCCAUCAAGUCCAGCAGCUUAUUAAACUCUUUUCCUAAAGACAGAAUCCAAGAAGGAUUCUGGUACCAGCUGGUGAGACUGACAUUUCACCCCAGAUCCACAUGGCUUUGACAAGGACCCCAAAUGUCCUCGUCAUUAUAUCUCCAUUGGCUCUGAGAACCGUCACAGAUGUAUGCGCUGCUAUUUUCAUACAAAGAAGCAGGGCCCAGAUCUUGCAAGGGAGGACUAAGUUGGCAAAGCAUUUCAAGAGUGAUCCUCUGUGUAUCCACUUGAGGGAGUCUUGGUGUCCCUGUAGGUAGCUGUCUAGUCCUUAUGGCUAUUAUUCAAAUUUUGACCAUUUGCAGACUGACAGAAUUUGAAAUGAAGAGAAAAACACCCUGAUUUGUGACCUGGAAGAUGUACAGAUAUCAUUACUACAACAAUAUUUUGAUAGAGAAUAUGAAUAUUUAUUGUACACUCUCCUAUGCCAACCAUUGGAUAUGAUGGUGUCUGAAACCUGUGUGCAUGGCAUAGUGUAGUAGGUUUUAUUUUUUUAACUCCUCUUCUUUUUUAAAUUAUUAUUUCCCCAUAGUUUAAAAAAAUUGAGGGAAGACAGAGACUCAACCCCUGAUUCACUCCCCAGAUGCCAACAACAGCAGGGACUGGGCCAGACCAAAGCCAGGAGCCAUGAACUCAGUGUGGGUGGCAGGGAACGAACUACUUGAGCCAUUAUCACCUCCUGCCUCCCAGGAUGCACAUUAGCAGAAAGCUGGAAUCGGAAGUGUGGACAGGUGCAUGGUACGGCAACUAGCCUUUCCCAGGACUUUCCGUGAUGCUCACAACUGGACAGUGAGGACGCCUCUGUCCCUUAAGCUUUCCUUCCCAGAGCUCUGUCAGGUUCUCAGAGGUUGGAUCUCUAGCUAGCUGGUUAACAGCCAUCAGUGUCUGUGGUGGACCAGGCACAGGCUUGCUAUCUCACGUGCUUCAUCUCAUUGGGUCCUCACAAUGGGGAGGCAGAGAGUCUGUAUUAUCGUCUGCAUUUUACAACUGUGAAAACUGACCACCUACCAUCAGGCUUUCUGACCCCAAUGCCUUUCAAACCACACCACUACCUAAUGCCAACCUCCAAGGCAUGACUGAGAGAAAGCAAGCUCCUUCAUCAUCGGUAAACAACAUCAUUGUCAUCACAUAAUCAUAUCAGCUAUCAUUUGUCAGGCACUUUCUUUGUACUAAGAACUGCACUGGGCCUGGCGCUGUGGUGUAGUGGGUUAAGCCACUACAGCUGCAGUGCCAGUAUUCCAUAUGGGCGCUGGUUCAAAUCUCGGCUAUGCCACUUCUGAUCCAGCUCCCAGCAAAUGUGCCUUGGAAGGCAGUGGAAGAUAGUACAAGUGUUUGGGCCUCUGCACCCACAUGGGAAACCCAGAAUAAGCUUCUAGCUCCUGGCUUCAGAUUGGCCCAACUCCAGCCAUUGCAGCCAUUUGAGGAGUGAGCCAGCAGAUGUCUUUUCUCUGUCUCUGUCUUCUCUCUGUGUCUCCCUCUCUCGUAACUCUGCCUUUUGAAUAAAUAAAUAAAUCUAAAAACUGCACUAAGGCUUUAAUAAAGAUAAAUAAUAUGAAUAGCAGUUAGUAGUAAUUGAGUUUAUAUGUGUCAGGCACUGUCUUAAAAACUCUUACAAGGAUUGCCCUAAUCAUUCUGCAUCAUAUUGUACUGAAACAGACACUGUUCUUAGCCCUGUUUUAGAGAAGAGAAAACUGAGAUUUAGACAGGCUAAUUAACUCCCACGACCUCAUGGCUAGUGAGUGGCAGGGCUGGGAUGUGACCUCUGUGUGACUCUAGAACCUUACCUCCUCUGCUGUACUGCCUGUUACAUGAGGGGUUCUGCCUGAAGAGAGAUGUCCGUUUCUUCUUGCUACCCUUUUGGGAGAGCUGUUUGCGGCUGGUGUCUGGUCACUGGAGAGCUCUCUUGGACUGCUAACCAGGACCGGCUGGGGUGGCCAGGCAGCAUGGGUGAGAGCAGAUGCUCUCCUGAUGAACUGACAACCCAAGCGCUUCCCAUCUGACAGCCAGUGCCAGGAGAAUAGGAAAUCUGCCUAGAGACGGCCUCCUGGCCAAAGCAUUUUUACAGCCAAACUUUGGGAAAAUACAGUAGCCGAGACCUGUGUAGGCAGAGGCCAGGUAAACAAGAUGACUCUUGCUGGUUUUUUUCCUUCUCCACAUUCACAGGAGUAGGUUCUCUGCUUAUUGUACCCACAGCAUCUGCAUACUAGCAUCUUUUGCUGGUGCCACCCCCUUUGUCCUCCUCACCCCAGCUAACCUGAGUCCCUUAGUUCUGUCUCCUUUCGCUGUCAUUUGCCCAUCACUUCAUUUCCUUCCUCUUUAGAAAAUGCCAGCUCCUCUUCGCUCCAAAUCUCUUCAUUUUUCCCUGCUUCCAUUUCAGCACAAUCCACAUUAAGGUUGUAAAGCACUAUGGAAGGUAGUGAAUAAGGCAGGAUGGUAAAUAGAGUUUUAUGCUAUUUUGCCAUCGCUGAGCUGGGAGUCUUUCAAAACCAGUGGCAGUUCACAGCCCUGGCAUACCUGUGUUUCUGCAGAGCUAUUAACUAGCUGUACAGGAGGUCUGUGGCCAUGACCCCAAAGGUACAUUUCUCAGAUCAUUCAAAGUCACUCCAGGUGUGGUAGUAUCAGCUUGACUAACAUUUUCCAAAUGGGCAUCCAUGGGACCUCGAAUGCUAGGGCUGAAUAGGUACCAUGGGGAGAAAAAGAUUUCUGGGUACAAACGACUUUGAUAAAUGCUGGAUUAAAUAAGUUAAACUCUACUGCAGGAUUUAACAGAGCCCUUAAUAUACUAAUAAGAACCAGGAAUCUCCAAGAGGACCUUUACAGCGUUGCCAUUCAGAGUGUGAUCUGAGGAUUGGCAGCACAUUCAUCACCUGGGAGCUUGCUGGAACUGCGAAAUCUCAGGCCUCCCUCCUAGACUUUCCGAGGCAGAAGUGGCGUUGAAACAAGAUCCUCAGGUGAUUUGUGUGUGCAUUCAAUUCUGCAAAGCACGGACUUAGAGUACAUGGCGUUUCUCAAACUUCUGCUCGCGGCAUUUCAUUACCAAGACUCUUAUGGGACUCAUGUUCCCUGAAACAUACUUUGGGAAAAUAUGAGGGGGGGGGCAGUUCUUCAAAAAGUUCAUGAAAAAUACAAACUAUGAAAAAACUAUACAUGGAUUUCAAAGUAUUUGACACCAAAAUAAACUUACCUUUGAAUUCCACUUUUCCCUAAACUUUAAAAAAAAAAUACCCUCAUUUCAAGACUAAAAAGGCCUUCCUAUGAAUUAUUAUUGUUUGGGAACUCCAUGAAAAAACAUUAGCUGAAGCAACAUUUAGAAAUUGGGAGGUUGAUUGUUUGUAUGUUACCGGAAGACUCGUUUGAUGGAAGUUUCAAUUCUUCUGAGUCUUGGGUUAUCUGAAAAUCUUCCCCAUACCCCUUGUUCCCAAUUAACUCAUUUCCUGGGGCCUGUUUAAAUCAUGCCAUGGCUGUUCUUUGUCUGUUCUCUGGCCCGGAUCAACCUGUUCAUUUCUUAAACUCAGCGACUUCUCCAGAGUACUAGAGCUCAGGAUCCCAGCAUCUAAAGAAUGUUCCACAGUCCCCUGCUGUAGAACAUUAUAAAGGCAAUUUUAUAAGCUGGGCAACUUUUCAGUCCGGUGUGUUCCGUUCAGUUAAGCUGUCAUUGUUUUUCUUUUAGGCCUUCAAGCUAUUGUGCCAAACAUCAGAAUAACACUAGCUAUUUUGUAUUCACAUCUUGCAACUCAUUUGGGGGCAUUGUUAAUAUUUUAUAAGAAAUUCUCAUUUUUCCACUCGUAUUUGUGAUUUUCAAGUGUGUUGCUACAUUGCAUUCAUAAACAUGAUUUUUAUUAAGUCUCAGGGCCCCGGUUUUUCCCCCUCAGAGAAACACAUCACCAAUUUUAUGUUAAAAGUUAAAUAGGAAAUCAGCUCUGAUAUGUGAAAAUUUGAUCUGCAAGACUUGUCCAGUAUGGACCCAUUCUGUGCAAUCAGGUGCUGCUGGCCCUAACCCCUGUUUAUGACACAGGCAAGGCUCUCAGCAAGGUCUCAUGGAGGUUGUCAUCAAGAACCUUCCUGGCUGGUGCCGUGGCUUACUAGGCUAAUCCUCCACCUGCGGCGCCGGCACCUCGGGUUCUAGUCCCAGUUGGGAUGCUGGAUUCUGUCCCGGUUGCUCCUCUUCCAGUCCAGCUCUCUGCUGUGGCCCGGGAAGGCAGUGGAGGAUGGCCCAAGUGCUUGGGCCCUGCACCCGCAUGGGAGACCAGGAGGAAGCACCUGGCUCCUGGCUUUGGAUUGGUGCAGUGCCAGCUGUAGUGGCCAUUUGGGGGGUGAACCAACGGAAGGAAGACCUUUCUCUCUGUCUCUCUCACUGUCUAACUCUGCCUGUCAAAAAUAAAAAAAGAACCUUCCUUCCCAGUGACCACUUUCUGUGGCGAGCCAGAAUUGUUUGUUCAGAGUGAAGUGGAGGAGGUGAGAUGAGCCAGCUGUUUAGUGCCUAGAGAUGUGUGAAAGUAAGAUCACUCUGUUAGACCUGUAGGACUGGAGGGCCCACCAACCCAGAGGUCACCUACUAUGGGUUUAGAGCAGUGCAACUGACUCUCCCAUACUCCAAACAUGAGCAGAAAUAUCAGAAUAAAGGGAAAUGGGGUUAUGAAAACACAUCUUCACUUUGGACCACGAGAUCCAAGAUUUCAUUCGAAUUCCUCCUUUGUUCAGUGACACUGGCAAUGCUGUGGUUCAGAGCCCCAUUGGCUUAAAUCUAAAUGCAAACCCACCUGGGCAAGGGUAACCAUUGUUGCUGGUGGCCUCUAACCCUUCCAUGUAUCAGCAUCCAUUUGUGAUGCCAACUAUUUAGGAUGCACUAGUGGUUGUACUGGAUUUUUUUCUUUCUUUCUGGUGACAAUCCACAAUUAGUAUAUUCAGAAAUUUUCCUUGCAAGAAAUCCACAGGCCUUUUAAAAGAGACUAAAAGCACACAGAUUAUUCUCUGUAAUUUAUGCCUGGGCUACCAUUUCUUGAGCAUUUUUCCUGUAUGCCAGGCACUGGGCUUGGCACUUUACACGUGUUAUCUCAUUUAACCUUCACAAUUACUCUUUACUUCCAUUUUACAGAUAAUGAAAUGGAGCCUCAGAGAAGUAGGUGACUUACUCAAAGCAACUCCCACAAGCCCCGAUCUGUGGAACUCCCAAGUCAUGCUCUCUGUUCCUCGGGCUGGGAGACUGGUUUGGAUGCCAGAGAGCACUGCAGAGGCCCUGAGUUCUGAGGCGGCCGGUGGACUUCUACAGAAGCAAAAGGAAGGACUAGGGAUUGAGGACUGGCAGGCGUGAAUGGUUGUCUCAUAAUUUUAGCUACGGUUAGAUCUGCAAGCAAGGCUAAGGUGUGCCUCAUAGCCCGCUUGGAGAUCUAGUAACAGAUCUCACUCCUGAUCUACCUCUACACACAUAAGCAUUCCCAUAUUCUUCCAGCAGUGCUGGCCUUCUGGACACUCCUUGGUCAUCCCAGGUACACUCCACUUCGGGGCCUUUGUCCGUGCUACUCUUUGCGUAUGCCCGACAGGCUCCUUCCCUGGACAGCAACGUGGCUCACGCCCUCUUUUCCUUCGGCUCUCUUUGCCCAGUUGUCACUUCCUCAGUAGGGCCCUCCCUGAUCACCAUCUUCAAAGUUGCAACUGCUUGUCUCCAAACCUGUAUCCCCUUUUCUUGCUUUAUUUCUCUCCAAAGCGCUUACUCUCUAAACUUUAUAGCAUUUUCCCUACUUAUCUGUUUAUUGUCUGUGUUUUCUCACUAGAAUGCAAGCUCCACGAGACCGGGAGUUCUCAUUUCUGUGUUCCCUGCCGUAUCUUUGGUGUCUAGAAUAGUAUGUGACACAUAGUAGGACCUCAGUACCCACUUGUGUAAGAUGAUUGAAUAUGCAGGUAGCUUUAUAUGUGGCUCCGCACCCCUCCCAUAUCUACUGAGCUGCACAGCAUCGUUGAGAUAAAAUAGAAGGUGAGUGGGUGAGAGAAUGUAUAACCUUGUGAGUGAGGAGACAUGGGCUGGGAGUACUCUGGGAACAAAAUGCCCACGGUUCUCAACGUGGCUCGAGCCAAGAACCCACAUUCAUUCUGGAUACCUCUUGACAGUGAUCCUACUCUAGUGUCCACUGAUUUACAAACACAUAGUGACCACAAACUAAUAUGAAUGCAAUGAUAUUUUAAAAUAUACUUAGCCUAGUGGUUAAGAUUGCCCACACCCCAUAAUGAAGCACCAAGGCUCAAUUCUGAGCUCUGGCUUCUGACCCCAGCUUCUGCCAAUGCAACCCUGGGAGGCAGUGGUGAUGGCUUCAGUAAUUGAGUGCCUGCCGCCUAUGUGGGAGACCUGGAUAGCAGUCCAAGCCCAGUUCUGUCUGUUGCCGGUAUCUGGAGAAUGAACCAGCAGAUGGGAGGCUCUCUUUGUCUGUUACCUGUAUGUCUUGCUCUCUCUUUCUGUCUCAAAUAAAUUUAAAAAGCAAUAAUAAAAAUGAAUGUGCAUUCUGUUAAUCAUUAGGACAUCUGCCUAGUAUUUGGAAAGUAGUGAUAUAAACGUGUGUGAGAUGUUUCACAAUGGUGCUUUAAUAACUGGUCUCUGACAUUUCUUAGCCAUGGUUUGAUUUCUGGCACUGCCAUUUAUUGCCUGUGUGGUCUCGAGCAAGUUACUUAAACCUCUGCCUCGUGUCCUCAUCUGCAGAUGCGGGCUAAUGAUAGCACCGAGCUCACAGAGUUGUCAAGAAGAUUCAAUGAGAUAUUGUGUGUAGAGCUCAUGUGAGGUGGCUGGCAUGUAGCAAAUUCUGCCCUAAUGGGAGCUGCUAUCAUCUUCUUCUUUAUCCUCAUCAUCCUCUUCAGUGAUCAUUUGCGUCCACACAUAAAUUCUUCCAGAAGCCGCUGCCUCUACCGUCAGCGCUGGGCACAGCCAGAGGCAGCGCGACAGAGAGAAGGCAAGAGGGUUCCCGGGCCGGGCUGCCGCCCCGCUGUGGCCCGCAAAGGGCCCCGACAUCAUGUGAUGCAGGAAGAGAGCGCAAAUGAUAUGGAAUGUGAGCAGCUGCCAGCAGAGACGCUGCGACAUGUGACCAUUCACCGGGACCCUAUAUAUGGCUUUGGCUUCGUGGCUGGCAGUGAGAGGCCCGUGGUGGUUCGAUCUGUGAGGCCAGGAGGCCCCUCUGAGGACAAGCUCCUGGCUGGUGACCAGAUUGUGGCUAUUAAUGAGGAGGACGUGAGUGAAGCCCCCAGGGAGAGGUUCAUAGAACUCAUCAGUCCCCCAAAUCUGCCUUUAUCAGUGCUGCGAAGAAGGCCCAGCUGAGGUCCCAUCCUGUGAAAGUCCGAUUUUCCGAGCAGGUGGCAGUUGGAGAAACAGAUGCAAAAAUGAUGAAGAAAGAAGCUCUUCUCCUCAUUCCCAACGUCUUGAAAGUUUUCUUGGAAAAUGGGCAGAUCAAGUCAUUCACAUUUGACGGCCGGACCACUGUCAAGGAUGUUAUGGUGACAUUACAGGACCGUCUUUCCCUGAGGUACAUUGAGCACUUUGCUCUUGUCCUUGAGUACGCUGGGCCAGAGCAGAAUCACAAGUUCCUGCUUCUGCAAGACAAGCAGCCCCUGGCUUAUGUGGUGCAACGGACACACUACCAUGGGAUGAAAUGCCUCUUCCGAAUAAGCUUCUUUCCCAAAGACCCCGUGGAGCUGCUGCGUCGAGAUCCUGCUGCUUUUGAGUACCUGUACAUCCAGAGUCGGAAUGAUGUUAUCCGAGAGCGCUUCGGAAUGGACCCCAAGCCAGAGAUGCUCUUGGGCCUCGCUGCCCUCCACAUCUAUAUCACUGUCUCAGCCACGCGGCCUAGUCAGAAGAUCUCUCUCAAGAACGUGGAGAAGGAGUGGGGCCUGGAACCCUUUCUUCCCCCCUCCCUCCUGCAGGGCAUCAAGGAGAAGAACCUCCGAAAAUCUCUCUCUCAGCAACUGAAGGCUCACCAAACCCAUCCUUCAAGUGGCUCUAAGGGCUCUGCGAUUCAGGCAAAGCUCCAGUAUCUUCGAAUUCUGAAUGAACUUCCGACCUUCACAGGCGUUUUGUUCAACACUGUGGGCCUGGAUGAGAAGCAAUCAGCCACCACUCUCCUGGUGGGACCCCGGCACGGCAUCAGCCAUGUUAUUGACCUCAAAACCAACCUCACCACUGUGCUGUCCGAGUUCAGCAAGAUCAGCAAGAUCCAGCUGUUCCGGGAGAACCAGGGCGUGGCCCGGGUGGAGACCAGCAUCAUGGAUGCCAAGCCUCUGGUGCUGUUGAUGGAGUGGCCGGAAGCCACCAAUUUUGCCUGCCUGAUUGCGGGGUACUGCCGCCUCCUGCUGGAUUCCAGGAAGAUGAUCUUCUCCAGGCCUGCAAGCCAGCCUCUUCCGCCUCCAAUGAUCAAGGCAGAUUACAUGCACAGCGCCAACCGCCCUGUCACUGGGGGCCACCUGGGGAAAAAGGAGAGUAGUUAUGUGGGCAGCGUGGGCACCAGCCCCAGGAAGUCGAGCCGCUGCACGCCCUCGCCUGCCGACUCUGAGCUUGUCAGCUUCUGCUACCUCCACAUGCGGGAACAAAGGAAGGAGCCGGAAAGCCGGGCGGAUGUCAACGAGAACUUAAUGUUCUUCGAGGAGACCAGGCCCAGGACCAAGUCUGACCCCACAUCCAAAAGCUCUGGCCAAGGUUACGAGGUGGUCCCUGAUGACUUUGAUGCAGCCAGCCUAGACCACGAGCCUUGUGCCAGCAGGGCCCGGUCUUACACCUUGGACAAUUCCCUUGGGGCCGAAGCCCUGAAUUUCUACUGUGACUCUUGCAAAGCCAAACUCCAAGAGCAGCUGGGCCCUCGCAAAGGUGGGAGGCCUGGCUCCUCUCGUGACAACAUGGUAGACUUGAUGUCCCUCCCACCACCUGGGAGUGAGGAAGAGGAGGAGGAGGAAGAUGAGACAACUUCUCUGUUGCCUGCCAUUGCUGCCCCACCCCCAGGUUUCCGAGACAACAGCUCUGAUGAGGAUGACCCCAAGCGCCGAGCUGUCCAGAGCCAGGAGCAGGGACGCCAUCUGCGUGGGCUUCUGUACGAUGAGAUACCGGUGACAUUGAUUGACAGCGUGCAGACGCGGACAGUCCGAGAUCAUGCCCAGGAGCUGGAUGAUGCCUUGGUGUCCACUCUGCAGGCUCUGGAAGCCCUGGCUGCUUCAGAGGACGGACCGCACCCCCCACCCCCACAGACUGCAGGUCUGAUUGUGCUGGCCACAAUUACUCCUGAAUCCUCGCUGGACUCGGGCCACGAGACCAACUCUUCGGAGCUCACUGACAUGUCGGAGAUGAUGUCGGCCAUGAAGCAGCACCAGAACACCACCUACUUUCUGGCCCAGCACCUCAACAAGGAGAGCCUCCUUUCCCGCAAGGACCUGCCCUUCCGAAUCCAGAGCUGUGCCGCCCAGGCCGUUCUCACGGCCCCUUACUCACUCGGACGCCCGGAUCCCAACCCAUCCCUGCAGCCAGCUGUCACGGGCCAGAGUCCAGGUCCCCCUGGCGCUCGGCGGAAGCUGCCCCAGUCAGAGGCCCAGGCGCAGGGAGAGCGAACAUACUCCCUGGCGGUGCACCCCGCCCUGUCCCCGCAGCUAAGUGAGCAGAAGAAUCUGAGCCUGCUGUCCCCAGUCCCUGAGGACCAAGGGCCUGGCCACGGUAGGGCGGGUUUGGAGAUGUCCCGGAGGGCACCCACACCAUCCCUCAGUGACGAGCAGGUCUCAGAGCUGAGGGAGAAACUGCCCAAGGAGCUCAGGUUGAGCCCCAAGCUUAUCCUGGACCCCAAAGGCAGUGUGGCCCCAGCCAUCAUCUCAGCCGCCCUGCAACAGGUGGUUCACAGCAAGAGUCUGGCCAGCCCUGGCGGGGCCUUGGGAAACGCCCCUAGCAGGGAGGAGAGAAGGCUGGAGGACAGCACAGGGAGGCCGGAGGUCAGCAGGGCAAGGGCAGACGUUGGCAUGGGGAGUGGCAAUGCCAAUAAGAAUCUGAAGUUCCACGUGAGCCCCAGCGCCGCAGAGGUCUCGCGCAGUUCCCAGCAGCAGCUCGGCCCGGAGGUGUCUCCCAGCGCCAGAGCACCCGCAGGCAGCCGGGCUGAUGGCCCCCACCUCUCCCCGCCAGAAGACAGGAUGCCUGUUCAGAGUUACCCUUCCAAAAGCUAUCUUCUGCGAGCAAGUCGAGAAUCGGUGGGCAAGCCAGCUGCAGGGGAGGGGGCGGGCAAGGGCGGGUCAGAGGGUACCAAGCCUGCCCUGCACAAACAGGGCACUGCCUCCAGCCAGGGUGACCGGGGGCAAUUGGAGAGCACACCCAAAAGCAGCAAGCUCGAGGAGACCAGUCUGGUGCCCCGGGCUGGCUACCCCGUGGCUCUGCAGAGCCCCAGCUGCCAGCCGCGAAGCCACAGCCCCAGCUAAGCUUGAAACGACCCUGGACGGAGCCCACUCAGCCUCUGAAGGCCCCACAAAGCCCAAGUCAUCCCGAGGUCCUUUCCGGCUCCGGAGUUUAUUCUCUGCCACCUUCCCAACCCGCCAGAAGAAGGAGACGGACGAGCGGCAGGCCCAGCUGCAGAAGGUCAAGCAGUAUGAGCUUGAGUUUCUCGAAGAACUCCUAAAGCCACCAAGCCAGGGGGAGCUGCCAGGCACUGAGUACCUGCAGCCACCAGCGCCUGGCCGCUGCAGUUGCCAGCUACGCAGCAGCCCCGUGCAGCAGGGACCUGGCAUGUCCCGUGAGCAGAGGCGCAGCUGCGACUGCAAACGCAUCUGCCGGGGUGGCCGGCCACAGGCCGCCCAGUUGCCAGUGCCUCCUGGCCUUCGGGGGAGGGAAAGGGACAGGGUCCCCCCGACCCAGAAGCAGCCGGAGGCUGGACCGGGCUUGAGCCUCAGCAGCCCCAUCAACGUCCGGCGGAUCCGCUCCACCAGCCUAGAAUCCCGCGAGUGUCGAUCGGACCCUGAGAGUGGCGUUUCAUGCCUGACCACGUGUGCCUCAGGGGGCGAGUGUCUGGGAGCGCCCAACUACAGGAAACUGAUGCGCCGCUACAGUAUUAGUGAGCUGGACCAGGGUGACAGGGCCUCGCUGACCUCGGACGUGUACCCGCACCCACCGCUAGGCGCGCUGCCCAGGGAGGUCAAGGAGAUAGAGGCAGGCCUCCCCCUGGGUGUGCCUCCCAAAAGCAAGCCUCUGGAGUCACCCACCCUGGGAGACCCCUCGUAUGUCCAGGUUACCCCUGAGACCAAAGGCCCCAGACAGAUGGCCGUGUUCUCACUGCCAGAGGAGGUGUACCGCAAGUCAGCCGAGCUGGAUGAGGACAGCGAGAGCAGCAAGUGCUGCUCCAUCCGCUACUGCUUCUACUACCGCAAGUGCGACAUGGCCGACGACGCGAGUGACGGCAAAGACGAGCUCUCCUACUCCAUUCCCAUGAAGAUUCUGCCCGGCAUGAAGUUGGACGAGCAGGUGGUGCCUGUGGUGAGCAGGACCCUGCAGGUACUGGACGCUGCCACCUGCAGCAGCCCCGAGGCUGCUCGCACCCAGGAGAUUGACCUUCGGGUGUCCACCUUCGAGGGGAGCCUGGCCAAGAUCAACGCCCUGCGGGCCCACGCCUAUGGCCUCCCCGACGGCUUCCUGGCUGCCCGGCUGGACACCAAUGAGCUGCUGACGGUCCUGCGGCAGUGUGUGGCCAGCCCUGAGGCCCGCGCCCCCAAGCCCUAUGUCUCGCAGAUCUCUGAGUACAAGCUCGAGCUAGCUCUCAAGUUCAAGGAGCUCCGGGCCUCCUGCCGCCGUGUGGCCAACGUGGACAAGAGCCCAACCCACAUGCUCGCAGCCAUCACAGGCAGCUUCCAGGUGCUGAGCAGUCUCAUCGAGACCUUUGUGCGGCUGGUGUUCAUUGUGCGCUCUGAGGCCCAGCGCCAAGAGCUGCUGGCCAAGGUGGAAGAAGUGGUGAGGAACUACACGUUCCUGCUGCGCGCGGCUGAGGAGUCCACAGCCCGGAACCUCAACCAGCAGCAGCAGCAGCAGCAACAGCAGCAGCAGCAGCAGCAGCAGCAGGUGGCAGCUGCCACGGGGACAGCCACAGGGCACCCACCAGGCUCCCCAUCUUCGGCGACUGUUAUGAGCACAUUCACCCGCUCCUUAAAAACCCUGAUUAAGUAGGGCAUCUGCCUAGGCCCAGCCCCCUCCCCAGGUUUGAGCUUUGUGGUCCUUGCAUCUUGUGCUGAGUGUGUGUAUCUGCUGGGCCAGUCAGGGUCCAAGAGCCCAUCACUUUCCUGGGGAGGGAAAACUCCCUGGAUUGAGGCUCUCUCUAAGGGCUGCAGGCCCAGCUGCCGCCCUGGGUGUUCUCAGCCCUUCUCUGGCCUCUGGGCGUCACUGUGAGGGCAAAGGCCCUUGGUCACCAUGCCCACCACAGAGCUCUCUGUUUUCUCUCUUCUCCGGAGCUGAGAGAUGACAGCAGGCUCACUUCCUGCUCUGUGCUGGGCGCCGGGAGUCAGGACCUGAGCUCUUGCUGGCAUCUGCUCUCUCUGCAGGGAGCAGUGACAGUAGCAUCAGGCCACAGCCCCGAGCCAGAGUGGGGUGGGGGCGGGGGGAGGCAUGGGGCGCUCGGUCCAGAUGUGCCCGCCCACCACCCUGGGCUCACACUCGCCUGGCAGGAACCACCCCCAAGGGCCUGUGCCCGGGUGGGUCGUCGGCAGAAAAAAGCCCCUCCGCAGGCUGUCUGCAGCCAGCCCAAUAGGCUGGCAGCCUCGGAACCCUCGCCCACCCACCCCGGGUCCAGUAGCUCCACACCAGCCAUCCCCAAAGUGCCCUGCCCCUCACUGGUAGGCAGGGCAGCUCAGUCCACUAGGGAGCAAGCCUCUGGGAUCAGCCCACUUGUUUUGGGUCCGGUACCUGGUGAAAAUGUCUGCUCUGGGGAUACCUAGUGCAGGCCUUGAGCCCGCCUGGCACAGCCCGGCCCAGCACAGGGGCUGUGGCUGCAGGGCGUGUGGCUCCCCUGUCAACAUCUCUCUAGCAGACAGACUGUCCUUAGGAGUUUGACUUAGCUAUGGAUUGGGGUGGGGGGUGGGGGGGAGGGGGUACGGGGAGGGGGGUGGUGAUGACUAUAUCUUAAACUUCUGGAAGCUAGCGUGAUAUGUUAAUCCUGAGUAUAUGCUUUGGCUGUGUAUUGACCCUGUGGAUUUGUCUCUCUAAGAAAAGAAGCUGAGCGCCUUACCCGGUGCAAUCCUGCACCUCUCUCUCCCUCUCCGGAGCCAUCUGGAAGGGAAGUCACACUGGUUAGCAUCCUCCUUACCACACAUCUAGUGCCGCCGCCGCUGCCACCACUGCCGCCACCGCCGCCGCUGCCACC